UGCAAAGCACGUUUCGUCAAACCCGAAACCUUAUAAAUACCGGAACGCUCAUUCAAAGCUCCUCUCUUUUAUUUUCUCUCUCGUUCUCUGCAUCCGAUAUUUCGCUUGAUUCUCGUUCUUGUUCUCUGCGAUUUCUCUGCAGAAUUUGUUCAUAUUACUUAUUAUCAUAUUAUUUUCAUAGCUUAAUCUCGUAUUUCGGCAGAGAUUUGGAAUCGAACGAAAGAUAGAAUAAUAGCAUUAGCCAAUACCGGUUUCGGCAUUUGAAGAUUGCUUUGUGAUUCGUUACUUUCGUUCGAGCUCUCUUACGUCAGAUAAUCUUCUCUCAUAACACUCACAGAUACCAUGGCUAUGGAGAUGAGAAGUGUUCAGGAGCCUGAUGCUUGAUGGACUGCUCACCAAAUAGCUGUGACAAGAAAACGUUGAAGAGGUGGUUCUUCAUUGAUAAAAGGGUUGGGUAAUAAGGAUAUUUGAGUUGAAGAUUGAAGCGUAUUGCCUUGCAUUUGUGUGGGGGAUUAAGUUUACUAAGUUUCCACGUUUUAGAUUGUUCUACAAAUCUUGAUUGAAUGGACUUGAAAUCUAAUCAUACUGCUCCUGUUCUUGCUGAUCCUGCACCCAUAAACAAGUCAAGAUUGGGUGUGCAUUCCAGUAUCUUGCCAUACUCUUCAGGAGCUUUCUCCCCAGAUUUAUUGCUAAACAUUCCUUGGAAGAAAACUGGAAUACUUGAUGAUGUUCGUGCCAAUUCUUGGCUGGAUGCCAUGAAAGCCUCGUCUCCUCCUCAUAGGAAGAUAAUGAAAGACUCUAACAAUGACCCUGCGUCAACUGAUGCUGAUGUUGCUUACCGUACUUGGCUGCUUCACUAUCCAUCAGCACUUACGUCUUUUGAACAAAUCAUGAAUUGUGCAAAAGGCAAGAGGAUAGCAUUGUUUCUAGAUUAUGAUGGAACUCUUUCACCAAUUGUGGACAACCCUGAUUGUGCCUUCAUGUCUGAUGCUAUGCGUGCUACUGUUAAAAAGGUGGCAAAACAUAUCCCUACUGCAAUAAUCAGUGGAAGAAGCCGCGACAAGGUUUAUGAGUUUGUAGCUCUGAAAGAACUGUAUUAUGCUGGAAGUCAUGGAAUGGACAUCAUGGGUCCUGAUGAACAAUUAACAUCUGGUGAUCACCCAAACAAUAUUAUAUCCACCGACAAGCAGAGCAAGGAAGUUAAUAUUUUUCAGCCUGCUAGGGAAUUUUUGCCUAUGAUUAAUGAGGUAUUAAGUUCCCUUAUGGAGAAUACCAAGGAGAUUAAGGGAGUAAAUAUUGAGAAUAAUAAAUUCUGUGUCUCUGUCCAUUACCGUAAUGUAGAAGAGAAGAGUUGGGAAACAGUUGCACAGUGUGUCCAUGAAAUCAUAAAACAGUAUCCACGUCUGCAAUUGACUCAUGGGCGGAAGGUUUUAGAGGUUCGACCUGUGAUCAAUUGGGACAAAGGGAAAGCUGUCAUGUUGCUACUUGAAUCACUUGGGUUAAGUAAUUGUGAUGAUGUACUUCCGAUUUAUGUUGGAGAUGACUGCACAGAUGAAGAUGCAUUUACGGUUUUACGAGAGGGAAAUCGUGGUUAUGGCAUAUUGGUUUCGGCUGUGCCCAAGGAGACUAAAGCAUUUUACUCUCUAAGGGAUCCAUCAGAGGUGAUGGAGUUUCUCAACUCAUUUGUGCACUGGAAGCAGUCAAGUGCUCUAUGAAGUAUUUUUACGUAAAAUAAUACGAAGAAGAGGCGAAUACUCUUUGAUAUACGAAUACAAUAAGAUAGCAUAUAUGUUUUAAAGAAAA
Messenger RNA from Mangifera indica (mango), 1803 nucleotides. Its product is annotated as trehalose-phosphate phosphatase A-like. Gene Ontology annotation, biological process: trehalose biosynthetic process. The record is from RefSeq and is a predicted model, not a curated record. Bases 564 to 1715 code for a protein of 383 amino acids. The transcript has 14 exons. Gene Ontology annotation, molecular function: trehalose-phosphatase activity. NCBI's taxonomy places the organism in Eukaryota, Viridiplantae, Streptophyta, Magnoliopsida, Sapindales, Anacardiaceae.